Molecule: messenger RNA, 2996 nt
Organism: Panonychus citri (citrus red mite)
Lineage: Eukaryota; Metazoa; Arthropoda; Arachnida; Trombidiformes; Tetranychidae
Product: ATP-binding cassette sub-family G member 4-like
Exons: 2
Coding region: 333-2522 (729 amino acids)
Cellular component (GO): plasma membrane
Molecular function (GO): ATP hydrolysis activity; ATP binding; ABC-type transporter activity
Source: RefSeq, a predicted model, not a curated record
CAGGGAGAGAGCGAGAAAUGAAAAAAAAAAAUCUGAUUAAUUUGGACUCACGAUCAACAAUUAACUAAAAACGUCAGCAACAAUCAACUAAUUUGAUGUUUUAAUUUCAUUACAAUGAAAUGGAGCCUCUGAUUAAAGUUAAUUGUUUUGCCAGUGGUAUUUUAAAAAAGUUAACUUAUAAACAUUGGUGACAAUCAAUAUUCAUUUUAAUUGAUUAGUUUUUUUUUUAAUUGUUUGAUAUGAUAAAAGUUUAACAAUGAUCAUGAUAUUACAUUGAUCGUCAAUUAACUCAUCAAAAGUAACUAUUAAUUGUAACUGUUAAGUUUAUCACCAUGAUUAAUAACAAUAAUAAUAAUAAUAACAAUAAUCUGGUUAAAUCUGUUGAAAUUAAUCCCAAAUUAACUAAUCGUGAUCCCAAUGAGUUAAUCUCAUUUGAUAAUUAUUUGUAUUGUGAGCCAAGUUUCAGUGUCGAUUGGUUUAAUCUUAAUUACUCUGUUUACCCAACGAUGGUUGAUAAAUUAAUCAAUCGUUAUAAAGGUAAACGUAAUUAUGAAAACUUGAAUCAACCUUUUGGUGUGAAAAAAAUACUACACAAUUUAAGUGGAUCAUUUCAAUCAGGUAAAUUGUCAGCAAUCAUGGGACCUUCAGGAUCAGGUAAAUCAACGUUAAUUGAAUGUUUAGCCGGAAUCAGGGAGAAAGGGCUUAAAGGUGAUAUCAUGUGUAGAGGUAAAUCCAAAGUAACCAAAUCGUUUAUCCCUCAAGAGGAUCAGCUUCAUCAGGGAUUAACUGUAAGAGAAUCGUUAACUUAUUCAUAUGGAUUAAAAUGUGGAUCUCGAUUAAAAGAGAAAAAUUCAAAAGAGAAAACAAGAAAAGUUGAAAGUCUCAUUAAUCAAUUACAUCUAAUUGAUUGUUCAGAUACUGUAACUGGAGUAAUUUCUGGUGGACAAAAGAAACGAACCCUAAUCGCCCAAGAACUUGUCUCAAAGCCUGAUAUUUUAUUCAUUGAUGAACCAACCUCAGGAUUAGAUUCAUUGAGUUGCCAAUUGUUGAUUAAAUUGUUACAAAAAUUGGCUUUCCAAUCAUCCAUUGCAAUCAUAAUCACCAUUCAUCAACCCUCGGCAAAGAUUUUCAAUAAUCUUCAUGAUGUUUACAUGUUAUCAUCAACGGGACAAGCAAUUUUUCAUGGUUUACCUCAACAGGUAAUUCCAACUCUUGAUUCAAUGGGAAUCAAGUGUGAUCCCUUUAAUAAUCCAUCGGAUUUAUUGAUUGAAGUUGCUUUCGGUGAAUAUGGAUUAGAUUGUAUUGAUAAAAUGGUUCAUUCGGUUGACUCGGCUUCUAAAGUUUCUUAUGGAUAUUCAGAUGAUCAAUCAGAAACUAAGCCUAUUUUCAAUGAGAAAUUAACCCUUUCGAUAUCUAAAUAUUCAUGUAAACCACUUUCCGAUUGUUACAUUUACUCUGAGGCUCCUUUUUUCGCCCAGUUUAAAUUGCUUUUCUACCGACAAUUGACCAUAUCAGCUCGAAAUCCAUUCUCUUCUUCGGUUCGAUUUUUCUUUGCGAUCCUUUUGAUUGUCCUUCUUGGUGGAGUUUACUCAGGUAAAGGUGUCUACGAUGGAUGUGUACCCGAUAUAAAUAACUCGACGCUAACUGACCUUUCAUCGAUUAGAAAAUCGAUUGAGCUUUACACAGUAAAUACAAGAGACAAUGCAAUCUCUUUCUACUUUCUAUGUACUUUUAUCACCUUGACCAAUAUCUUACCAAUGUCCGUUCUUAUACCCCAAGAGAUGAAACUAUUUCGUAAAGAGCAUUUCAAUGGAUGGUAUCGUACAAGUGCCUAUUUUUUAGCUCGUAACUUGGCUGAUAUACCGUUCAUCUUGAUGAGCGUUGUAACUUGUGUUACAGGGACAUUUGUGUUCACCGGUCAACCAUUUAGCCGAUACAUUGAUUGUUUAUUCAUUUUCACAAUACUUGCAUUUAUCGCCUCAACCCAAGGCUUCAUCACCGGAAUUAUCUUUAUGAACGAUACCAUGACCUCCGUUGUUUCCGGACCAACUUCCCAGGCCAUUUGCCUCCUAUUUUCAGGAUUUUUCAGUCCCAUUGAACUAAUGCCCUUACCAUUGAGGUUGUUUUCAUCUCUAUCAUAUCUAAAGCAUGGGUUCAUUGCUUAUACAAUUGCGAUAUUUAGAGACAGAUGCAAUCCUGAGACACUUGGGAAAUUUGCUGAUCUUAAAUCUCAAUUAGUUAAUUAUCUUGAUACAGUGUUCAAAGUGACCACUGCAGCAUUGGUCCAGUUAUCUGAGGAUAAAGAAAUUGAAUCAUUAACUAAUGAGACAACUACUUUGAAAGAUACAAUUGUUGACAAUUUAACUUAUCAAUGGUUUAAAGAAAACAAUCAAUCAAUGGUUUUUGAUUAUUAUCGAUUACAAAAUGCUUCAUACAAUCAAGCAAUAAUUGGACUAAUUUUUUCACUAUUAAUUGGACAAUUGAUUGCCUACUGGCUAAUCAAAUUGCGAGUAAAUUAUUAAAACUGAAUCAAUUGUUUCCAUUGAUAAAACAAUACCAAUUAACUAAAAUUGAAAUGAAUGAUAAUAAUACAAAUGAAAUAAAUGAAAUAAUCAACCAUUAACGAUGAAACUAAAUCAAUGACAAUUGUAAAGAAUCACCAGAAUCAUGAUGGUUUAUAAUUUGGAGCCCCAACAACAAUUUAAACGAUUAACCAAAGCAAAAUCAUCAUAACUAACUAAUUUACUAAUUAUUAACAGUUAAAAGAAUCACAGAAUCAAUAAUAAUAAGUUUAUCGUUCAUCUUAUUAUAUUGAUCACUAUAAGAGCGACAAUACAAACGUCACCCUUACAAUUUAAGCUUAAUCAUUAUUAGAAUCAUCAUCAUGCAGAGUAAUUAUCGUUAGAAUGAUUUGAAAUGAUUAACGAUCAAUUAUAACCUUGAGUAAAUUAAGAAUUAAACUUGAAUAAAUUUCUUACACGAGACGAUUGAUAAUA